GUGCAGCCUACCGUAGAUGCUGCAUGACAGCAGAUUCCUUGGUCAGCGAAGCGAACACGACAACAGAGUUGAGAUGGCGCCCUGGUUGCUUGUCCAUUCCUUCUUCGCCAGCUCGUCUCGACUUCUCUGAGUUGAUUAGCAGUUUGCAACAUGGUAGAGAGCAAGAGUGAAAGCUCUUCACUGCCACGGGGCCCGAUUCUUGCCCUGGCGGGGGUGUUCAUGACAAAUGCUCUCUCCAGUACGGUUUUGCUGCCGUUUGCAGCUUUCAUGGUCGACAGUUUCCAUGUCACUGACAACAGAGACAAGCUGGGCUACUAUGCUGGCUUCCUUGCCAGCAGCUUCAGUUUUGGUCUCCUAUGCUCCAGCAUCUUUUGGGGGAUCCUCUCUGAUCGCAUAGGCAGGCGCCCGGUCCUCCUCUUCGGACUGGCCACCAACUUUGUCUGCGCUCUCUCUUUUGGCUUUGCGACAAGCUUUCGGAUGGCAAUCUUGACACGGUUUUUUAACGGGCUGCUGACGGGAGUGAGCGGGGUGGGGAAAACGGCUGUUUCAGAGAUCACCAACUCGAGCAAUCAAGCAGCAGGGUUUUCUGUCAUUGGCGUCUGCUGGGGCAUCGGGCUCCUUUUCGGGCCGGCCCUCGGGGGUUUCCUCUGCCAGCCCGUUGACAAGUACCCCUUCAUCCCAAUCUUCCAUAAGGGAUCCCUCUUCGACCAAUUCCCAUACGCUUUACCAUGCAUGGUCCUGGCGGCUCUGACGGCGGUCGGGUUUCUGAUCGUGUUCCGCUAUCUGCCCGAGACGAAAGGCCUGGCGAAGGCUGCCGAGGAAGAAGCAAGCGCAGACGAGGGGAGAAGUUUGGUGCCUAUGCCUCCGGGGCAGGACUCGCAUGAGCGGAAACGGUUUCUUGAGGGGGGCCCUGGGGCGGAAUCUGAGGGGGGGAACGUGUGGAGCUCGGCAGAGCUGGGGGAAAGGGUUCAAAUGGUGGAUGGUACGGCAAGCGGAGAUUACCCGGUUGUGGGUGAUCUGAGUGAAGGGGCACGAAAGCCGGAAGGAAAGCGACGGUGCCGCCAACUUUUGGAACUAGGGGGCUCAGGAAGAUUGUUGGAGACCGACGGGAUUGAUACUUGUUUGCUGCGAGAAGGGAGUGGGAGCGACUAUCAGUCAAAGUCUAGGAGAGCCAGUUUUGAGGUGACGGCGCUAGCAGUGGAAUCUGCGGGGGUUGGCUUGCAGGGAGUAGGAAGAGUAACCCCGAGCCACGAUCAGCGGACGUAUAACGUGUUUAGACCUAGUGAAAGCGAGCGGGCUUUGGAGGAGGGAAUGGUGGAAGAGUCCUUGCAGAGAGUUGGGAGCAAGAAGGGCGGAGUUUUGUCGAGUUUGCGGGGUUGGCUAGUCGGGAAAAAGAGCAGGCAACCAGAGUAUAAGCGCUUGGAUUCGCAUGUGGUUGUGGGCUCGGACAGCGAAGCCGAGGAUGAUCCCCCGGGUCCCAGCGCCCUUUCAAAGCUCCUCGCUCCCCGUAAGAAAUCUACAGAUGAGCGGGGGUCGCUCAUGCGAGCGAUGUGCGAAAAGGAGAUCCUGGUCUGCCUGAUUAUCUACUGUAUGUUGUCGUUCACGUUUGGGGCGUUCGAUGAGGUCUUCCCGCUGUGGAGCCUCAGCGAUUGGCACUCUGGGGGGCUGAACUUCGGGACGAACAACGUGGGCAUGGCGCAGACCGCGGGCGGUGUCGCACUGAUUCCUUUUCAGCUGUUCGUAUACCCGUGGCUGGCCAAGCAGGUGGGGCCGCUGAACACCAUGCGCAUUGGCAUGGGCACCGGCGUCCUGCUCGCGUUGUUUCCGCUCAUCCGGGUCGCCGGACACAACCGGACGCUCGUACAGGUGGCGGCCAGUGGCGCCAUGAUGGUCCGCAGCGUCUCCUCGCUCUGCAUCUUCACGUCCAUCUUCAUCCUCCUUACCAACGCCGUCAGCGAUCCGCAGCACCUGGGCGGCAUGAACGGAGUCGCGGCUUCCGCUGCCGCUGUGAGCCGGGCCGUUGGGCCCACUGUGGGCGGGUCCGUGUUUGCCUGGAGCGUCGGCCAGCACGGGAUAUUCCCACUCGAUUACCACCUCGCGUUUGUGAGCACAGGCGCAAUUUUGACCGCAACGCUAGUUGUCUCCAUACUCCUGCCAAGUACCAUUAACGAGCGGAAAUUUGUAACGGGUUGAUGUCAUAGAUCGACACUGGUGCUUCGCUCUUUGCACGCUGUAGGGUUGUGUACUUCACUGUACUUUAUCGACAAUUCCUACAAUCAUAGAGCAGCCGGAGCUUCCCAAAGUUUUGGCAGGAUGAGGAAAUCUUGUACAUUCCGAUGAAGGGUGCCAAGGUCUACGAGAGCCUCGGGUAUAAGGGCCAAGUAUGAACCACGAUUCACGAGCCGAAUUAAACCACCAUAUAUGAUUGCGGCGAAAAAAGUAAUGACGGUCGAUCGUGUAAAAUGGGCAUUAAUUCUGCAUGAGCUGGAAAUUUGCUCAGUGCAUCGGUUGAAGACUCAGUUUAGG
This is a messenger RNA of Klebsormidium nitens, 2526 nucleotides long. NCBI's taxonomy places the organism in Eukaryota, Viridiplantae, Streptophyta, Klebsormidiophyceae, Klebsormidiales, Klebsormidiaceae. The record is from the annotation of a GenBank genome assembly.